CUCAGUUCGCCAUGGUGGAGGAGUUGGCUUUCCUCGUGAAGGACAAUCUUCCAUGUAAGCAUCUUGUACUUUCGAUGGAGGAGGCCUUGGUCAACUUCCUUCAGGAUGAUAACAGCACUGAUGGGGUCCUUGAGUUGGAACCAAUGAACUCCUACAGUCGUCUUCUCUUGCAUAGAUUGGCAGAUAUAUUUGGAUUUGCCCAUGAAUCUGUCGGUGAAGGAGAUGAUCGACACUUGAUUUUAGAGCGAUGCCCUGAGACUUCAAUACCAUCCAUUCUUGUUAGUGAUAUCUUGUGGCAGUAUGGAGAGCCUGAGCUCGUCACCACAUCUCACCAAUUAUUGAGGAGGAAAGAGGCUCCACCAGUGUUGAGCUCUCAAUCUCCCUCUGUUGAACAUACCUUUGAGGAGAGAGAAGCCGCAUAUUUGGCUGCUCGUGAAAGAAUUUUUUCAAUGGAUGUGGGAGCAGUAAGAGAACCUGUUAGGCAGAAGCCACGAAAUGUUCCGGACGUUGCUCGGCGAAUGAUUGCACAUGCGUUGGGCCAAAAAGUAAAAUCUGGGAAUCAAGCUGAUGUUAUUAGAGACGACAAAGAAUCUGCACAACUAGCCAAUGAAGUUAACACUCAAAACAAUGAUAAAGCCAGACCCAAUUCAAGUUUAGAAGCUCAUCAGGAAACCACUUCCUCACCAGUACGAAAUACGAAUGUUCGUGGUAAACCAAAGGGCAAUCUCCAAAAAUGUAGAACGCCAUCACAAAGCGAUAGAACUACACCGCAAGAACCAGCUGAAAAGCAUCACACCGAUGUCAGUGUAUCUGGGAAUGGAAGAAGUAAAACCAGCGUCAGCAAAGAGUACUCCAAGGAGGAACAUUUGGGAGCUGCAAAGAGAAUGUUUGCUCAAGCCUUGGGUUUACACUCAGCCAAAGAUGGUUUCCAUUUGAAAAGCAAUGAGACCAAGCAACUUGGCUCAUAGUAGAUGUUUUAUUCAAUGUUUCAAGGAAUCAAUUAUUGUGCGCACUGAUGAAAUUUUCAAAAGCCUUUUGCUGAUAUUUACUAGCUGAGGGGAAUGAAAGGGGAAAGAAUCAAAGCUCCAAAGGACUCUUCUGGCUGCUGGCAUCUUCUGUGAUUUGCUUGCGGGCAUUUUUGCAGCCAGAGCUUGUUGAAGCCAUCCCCAAAAUGUGAGUCAGCUUUUCCUGGCAUCGUUAUAGUAUUGGCUUGAUAAAGUUAUCGAAAUAGCUAUGAUGUUAGAAUGGUAACAUGUACCAGUCAUCCUUUAUGUAUUAUUAAAGUGAUGUUGUAUACAGUUCGAUGUUUUAUAACUAAUUUUAAGUUAUAUUUAAUAUGCAUUGUAGAUUAUGGAAAUACUAUUAGUUUCUGUAAUGUUAUCUUCAUUUUGUUCUUAAUGAGAACAAGCUCAAUAUCUG
This is a messenger RNA of Pistacia vera, 1419 nucleotides long. RefSeq lists its product as uncharacterized. The transcript is spliced from 6 exons. The record is from RefSeq and is a predicted model, not a curated record. Gene Ontology annotation, molecular function: nucleic acid binding. The coding region runs from base 12 to 968 and encodes 318 amino acids. Lineage: Eukaryota; Viridiplantae; Streptophyta; Magnoliopsida; Sapindales; Anacardiaceae.